UGAAAAAAAUUUAAAAACUAGUGUCUAAUAAAUACUGAAAGUGUUUCGUGCGGUUUACAUUUCUGUCUGCACCUCAAUAUCAUAUGAAGCGUUAGGAUCUCUGAGACGGGAACUCCAGGAAGACGGAAGAUCAACAACAUCUGAGGACAUCUAUUCUUUUUUAGUUCUACGAGACAAUAAAAAAAAUAAAGAAAAUGGAUACCAAAAUGGAUGCGCGUGGCCAGGGCCAGAGCCAAUUUCCGGCUUCGUUUCCGGAUACGUUUAAGAAUUUCUUUGAAUUGAUGAAUGAAGAUGAGGAUCACUGCGAACUCUUUGCCAAUCUGCUGGAGGAUAAGGUAAUUCCACGCAACAGUAUUACAAUGAAUGCCCAGCGGCAACGCUGCGGCGGCAGCCUGCGCAGCCACCAUGUUGGCCGUUCCAAUUCACAUUUUCAGCAGGCGCCAUCGCAGCGUCGACAACAGAUUCUUUUACAGGGGGGACCUCCCCGCAGCCGUAGCGGCAGCAGUGGUGACAUGACAUUAACGAUGACCAUGACCAUGGCUGACGGUCAGUCAUCGUCUGUUGUCAGCCCUGGAAAUGGUCAUCGGUUCAUGGAAUACACCGGGGGUCGUUCCGCUUCUUAUCGCUUGAAUCGUGCGCGUCGCAGCUCUCUGAGCUCUAGCGCAACCGGCAUUAAUCGCGUCGGUUUCUGUGGACUUGGCUCCACCAGCUGCUCGAGCAGCAGCAGCAGCCUAAUCAAUGUAGACGACGAGCCACAACAGAAUCUCGAAGUUGACAUGCAGCAGCAGCUGCAACACUUGCGUCUCGGCCCCGACGGGGAGGACAACAAUGUCGGCCGUUUGGCGAGCAACUUUAUCAUACCUCGACGCUUGUCCGACGGCGCCAGAGAUCGACAGCCGCCGCGCCACUCGAUCAUCCUCGAGCGGGCCUUUGAUUUUGACACCAGCUGUGACGAGAGCGAUAUACCCAGCUCCAGCACGCCAGGGCCUGUGCCCUCGCCGGCCCCGCAUCAGCUGGCCUACAAUGUGCUCAAGCCCAUACUGAAGCAGCCGCAGCCGCACCAACAGCAGCAGCUUAUGCCGCAGCAACAUCUGCAGCAUCAACAGCAGAUGCACCCAAUGCAGCCACAGCAGUAUUCCCCGCUCCCGCAGCAUUCCCAGCUCCCGCAGCCUCCGCCGUAUUCCCAGCUUCCGCAGCUUCCACAGCAUUCGCAGCAGAUAAUGCCGCAGCAUCCAGGUACAUCGGGACAUGGGCACGUACAUCGGCUACUGCCGACGCCGCCGACACAUGGGGGAUUGGGCGCCUACCAUACGCGGGAGUCGGCGCUGCAGCGCGUCCAGCAGCAGAGCGGCAUGGGCAGUCACGGCAAUUUGUACGGCAAUGCAGCGAGCGGCUCCAGCACCAGCUCCAUGCCCGCCUACGGCUAUAAUGUGCAGCAGCCACAGCAGCAACAUCUGGCAGCUGGCUAUAAUAUGCCAUAUAAUUGGGAACGGGAGCGGGAACGGGAGUGGGAGCUAGAGCAGGAGCAGGAGCAGGAAUGGACCGACGAGCCGAGCACAUCGACGCAAGCAACACGCAGUAGCUAUGGGGACUAUCUGAAUGCAAUGGCCGGUUCAGGACCGCCGGGACCGGGCCUGGCUCCAGGCUCUAGUCGUCCGAGCACGCGAGCACAGAUGUCGCCCAUUUUAAAUAGACGUCGCUCCUCAACGAUUGCGGCCAACAGCAUGCUGCUGCAUGCCGAUCCCGGCCACGGUCGCAACAGUAUCGCCGGUGCCGAGGAUCAGCAGCGUGGCGGUCACAGUAACAGUAACAGAGUUCCACAACUAAGUUUACCGACAGCCCAGCCGAAACAUUGGCAAUGUAAACACCAAUAUUCUGCCAACCCGAUUUUGAAUGCAAACGCAAUUUACUAUAAACCAUCAACUGUCCGGCCAUCGACUAUCAACCGUGGUGGGUCGUCGACUAUGUGCGCUGUGCUUUCUAAUUACAGGGAGCGCGCCUGCCUAGCCAAAUCGCCGCUCGGGCGUGGCGGCAUUGAGAGCUGCACCGUGCUCACCUUCCAGCAGGCAAUGUCAGGCGCAGUGUCGCCACAAUAUGCAGCAGCCGGAGCCGUAGGAGGAGGAGGAGGAGGAGUCGCGUCCAACGGGCAGUUGCCAGUCAAUGAGCUGGACAAAUGCCUGUUGGGCUCCAGCAGCGCGCUGGCGGCUGUCGCCGAGGACACAACAACCAGUGGACCCGAUGCCACCGACUCUCCGACAGCCGAUUCCAGCGACUUCCUGGGCUCAUCUUUGCCAAAAGCAAAGAUUUCACAGCAACAACAACAACAACAGCAACAACAGCAACAACAACAACACAGCAGCCAGCACCGAGAACGGGGCGUCGGAGAAUCUGCAGCCGGACCUUCAGCUGGAGCCGGCGCCACAGCACAACAACUGGCAGCUCAUGGCAGUUCCGCAAACUUUGCGGCUGUCCAGUAUGGCAACCGCAUGGCGGAACGCCAGCGUCUGAGAACCUCCAGCAUGCCAGCAGAGGGUCGUAAGCCGCGAUUGGCCGAGACGCGUCGGUCGGCUAUUCACUGUGGCCCGGAUGCGGAUGUGGACUAUUAUCGUUUGCGCAGCUUUAGCAUAACCUCGCAUGGCGUUUGCAAUCUGGGCGAUUCUUUACGCAGUCGCAGGUCACGUUCGAUCAAUUCGGUGACAUCGGCGGGCACCGGCAACUCCCACAGCGCUGCGGAUCGUCACAACAGCAAUGCCUCGGGCGACAUUGCCGAGGGCGACCAUUCGCACAUUCCGGCAUAUAAAAUCGCCAUGCUAGGCGGAUCCGGCGUGGGCAAGACAACGUUAACAUAUCAGUUCACAACCUCGGACUACAUAUGCGCCUACGAUUUGAGUCUGGAUGAUGACUACGGCCGGAAAACGGUCUCCGUGCUGGUCGACAACAUUGAGACGGACCUGGAAAUGAUUGAUCAUCCGGCCUGUGAGAUGUCGACUGAGGCUUUCUGCGCCACAUACAACAUUGAUCUGUUUGUGGUGGUCUAUUCGGUUGUGGAUCGGGGCACCUUCAAGGCAGCCGAAAAGGUGCUGACCUACCUGAAGGAGAACGACAUGCUUUUGACUCGCGGCGCCAUUCUGGUUGGCAACAAGACGGACCUGGAGCGUCAUCGCGAGGUAUCGCGUCAAGUCGGCCGCAAGCUGGCCAAGGAAAUUGCCUGCAAAUUCAUUGAGACCUCCUCGGGACUGGACCAUAACGUGGACGAGCUGCUGGUGGGCAUUGUCGCCCAGGUGAAGCUCAAUCCGCAGCGCAUCCGGCUGCUCAGCGACUCGGAACGGCAGCGUCUCAAUAUGCAGAGCACAAUACAGAAUCAUCGGCACAUGCAUUUGCCGGCCCGACGCAUGGUGCGCCAGAUGAGCAUGUGCCGCAGCGAGGAUGACGACGGCAGCGAUGAGGAUCUGGGCAUGGAGCCGAGCACCUCCGCUGCGGCGCGCAGCCAACAGGUGCGCCGGGCAAACCGGCGCGCCCUCAACCUGGAGAACAUCCUGCGGAUGGGCGAGAGCGAGCUGGACGAUGAGGACAGCAGCGACUCGCACCGACCGCGUGCCUCUGGCAGCGCACUCAGCAAGUUCGAGCAGCUGGCCGCGGGCAUCCGCAAGCGUCGAGCCCGGUCCAACUUCAACGAGAAUGGGCCAUCCACCUCGGCGGCGGCCGCGGCAGCCGCUGCAGCCGCAGCAGCUAGACGCCACUCGAGCGCAGCUCUCGAUGGAGUCCUCGACUUCGAGGACGACGACGACGACGACGUCGACGACGAUGAUGCUGAUGACGAUGAUGACGAUGAUGACUCUAACGGGGUCACCGAUUGCAACCGAAAGGUGGUCACCAAGCUGACGACUCGGACGCGAAUCUUUCUGGCCACCGUGUUGCGCUUCAAGAGGAACUUGAAGAGGCGCAACUCCUCCAGCUGCAGCGAUUUGUUUGUCAUCUAAAAGAAGUGAGUGUCCAACUGAGGUAUAGACUGAUUGUAUAUUGAGGGAACCAAACCAUAGAGCGGGACAGCUGGAGCAGAUCGGAGGAAACAACGAUGGAGCCGGGUCAAAUCAAAAUCAGAAUGUGGCUUAGCCACGCAAAUAAGUAUAUAUCCUAAAUAUGACUUCAAAAAAUACUAAAUACUAGGUUAAGCUAAUAUGACUAAACAAAAAAUACUAAUCUAAAUACUAAUUAGAUUAAGC
Molecule: messenger RNA, 4223 nt
Organism: Drosophila novamexicana
Lineage: Eukaryota; Metazoa; Arthropoda; Insecta; Diptera; Drosophilidae
Exons: 16
Coding region: 195-3980 (1261 amino acids)
Cellular component (GO): plasma membrane
Molecular function (GO): GTP binding; GTPase activity; calcium channel regulator activity
Source: RefSeq, a predicted model, not a curated record